This is a messenger RNA of Anopheles nili, 1726 nucleotides long. RefSeq lists its product as uncharacterized. NCBI's taxonomy places the organism in Eukaryota, Metazoa, Arthropoda, Insecta, Diptera, Culicidae. The record is from RefSeq and is a predicted model, not a curated record. The transcript has 3 exons.
AUGGUCAAUUUGUGCGAUCUGUUAGAAAAGUACAGUGAAUUCAGUAAAAAUGAUGAUGAUAUCUUCGUGUACGUUGAUCGGAUGCUGCUCAAUUUUUUUGAGGCUCGCAAAAGGCAACACCAGGUUGAAAAUGAACUUGAGCAUAUAAAAAGACAACUAGCAGAAAAGCAAAAACUUUUAAGCAUUUCUCAUAACCGCGACACUGAAUCGCCGAUAAGGAAACGAAAAGCUCUAUCGCUUGAUUCACCACACUUAGCCCACAAAGAAAAUGUUUCGAUUAUUGAGAAUUCUACUAUUUUUUCGCACAAGUCACAUACCGACACUUCUUUGAAAGAGUGCUCCUUAUUAGAACAUAAUAUCAUUGAUUCUGAAGAGCCAAUGUUUGCUCUAUCGCAAAGCCCUCCACCGACCAGAAAAGUUCUUUCGCCAAGAAAUAAACCAACAUCAGAAUCAACGCCAGUAGAUCCCGUUAAGAAGGUACAACAAGCUGAGGGAAACAUUUUGCGCCCCAGCCUCCUCAACGCCAACUUUACAACUCCGGGAAUUGUGGCAAAGGAAACCGCAUUAUCUGCAAGCCGUAAAUGGACGGCCAAGAAACCCAAAGAAGAUAUAUUGAAAGCAGAUAAGCAGACUCCGGUUACUGUUACGCGUUACAGUUCACUCAUGGAUUGCCAGGCCCGUUUUCGGCAAACAAAGCUUAAUUUUUCAGACCAUCAAAAGCUUGCACCGAAAAAGGACUCCGACGCCACAUUGCAUGAAACUGUUUUCAAUGAUUUUGUAAUUUCGACGCCACCCUCGGCUACAAAUAGAUCUUCAUUUUUGAAAAGUCUACGCAUGAAAAAAAAAUCAAAUAAAACUACUGAAAUUCAAUCGGAUACACUAGCUGCUGACCAUAAAUCGUUUGGAGCACUUGCGACUGUUGGCAGUAAAAUUGGUGCAAAAACAAAUGCAGAUUUAGACUCACACACGUAUAACGAUAACAUAGAUCAAACGUAUUGUCCCGGAGUAGAAUCCAUCAAUAAGCUUGCUCAAAUAAGCGUGAAACAAGAGCCACGGUCUCAACAAAAGUCUCUAGCGAUUGUUCAGCCAGAUUCUAAAUCAGAUUGUUUUCCAAGUCGGCCAAAAGAGGGUGAUACAGAUGGAGAAACGAGCGAAGUUGAAAUUUUACCCACAUCUAGCCAACGGUCGAUUAUAAGCGUUGCAGAUUCACAACGCGAAAGUGACAAGAUAAUGGCCGAGUUAAACGACCAAGAACAAAGUACGCGAGUCGCCAAAUUAUGUGGUUUUCAUCUUAUGACAUCCUUAAACCCUAGCAUGGAACGGUAAUGUAGUGAAAGAUCAUCGAACGGAAACAUAAAAUGUAUUUCAUUUGCCCAAAAGUUCAGCCCUCAACAUAAACAGCCUAUCUUGUGCGAUGAAUGCAGAACACUUUACAGAUUUUAUACAUCCAGUGGUGUAUCGAAUGACACGGCGUUAACGAAAUUACCGCGCAAUUGUCGUAAUUGUAGUAUGGCUCAGCUACACGACACUCCGUCGGGUUUCUGGGAUCCAGAUUUUCUGCCUACGCAGCCGUCAAACCGGCGAAUAUAUUAACGUUUCAAUCCUGAACACUUUUCGGAUACCACCCAAAGGUGCCAUACACGGAUGUCUCUCGACGUGAAACAUUGGUCUAUCCUGUUCGUUAACAUUAGAAGUCGUCGUAGUGAUUCACGUAAUAUUUAAACGU